Messenger RNA from Anoplopoma fimbria (sablefish), 1555 nucleotides. It is a transcript of the gene trappc13, whose product is annotated as trafficking protein particle complex subunit 13. Gene Ontology annotation, cellular component: TRAPPIII protein complex. NCBI's taxonomy places the organism in Eukaryota, Metazoa, Chordata, Actinopteri, Perciformes, Anoplopomatidae. The record is from RefSeq and is a predicted model, not a curated record. Bases 103 to 1356 code for a protein of 417 amino acids. The transcript has 13 exons.
AAGCGUUUCCGGUAGGGUCAAAGUUCACCUGCUAGCCUGUCACAACAACCAGCUAGCAUAGUAGCUAACAUCCUCCCGAUAAGACCAUUUCCCCCUGUCAAAAUGGAAGUAAAUCAAGCGAAACAGGAACACCUUCUUGCAUUAAAAGUGAUGCGGUUAACAAAACCAACACUCUUCACAAACUUGCCAGUGACAUGUGAAGAUCGGGAUCUGCCAGGGGAUUUGUUUGAUCAACUGAUGAGGGAGGACCCCUCCACCAUCAAAGGAGCAGAGGCGUUGAUGCUGGGAGAGAUGCUUACACUACCGCAGAACUUUGGAAAUAUUUUCCUUGGUGAGACCUUCUCCAGUUACAUCAGUGUGCACAACGACAGCAACCAAGUGGUGAAGGACGUUCUUGUGAAGGCUGAUCUACAGACCAGCUCCCAGAGGCUCAACCUCUCGGCGUCAAACUCUGCAGUAGCAGAACUCAAAUCUGAAUGCUGCAUUGAUGAUGUUAUACACCACGAAGUCAAAGAAAUUGGAACUCAUAUCUUAGUUUGUGCAGUCAGUUACACCACUCAGUUCGGGGAGAAGCUCUAUUUUCGGAAGUUCUUCAAAUUCCAGGUUUUGAAGCCGCUGGAUGUGAAGACAAAGUUCUACAAUGCAGAGAGUGACCUCAGUUCUGUGACAGAUGAAGUGUUCCUGGAGGCUCAGAUCCAGAACAUCACCACCUCACCCAUGUUCAUGGAGAAGGUCUCUCUGGAGCCCUCCAUGAUGUACAACGUCACAGAGCUCAACACGGUCGCAGGUGGAGACGACGGAGAGUCCACAUUCGGCAAAAUGUCCUACCUGCAGCCCAUGGACACGCGGCAGUACCUGUACUGCCUGAAGCCGAAGCCGGAGUACGCGGAGAAGGCCGGCAUCAUCAAGGGUGUGACGGUGAUCGGGAAGCUCGACAUCGUGUGGAAGACCAAUCUCGGGGAGAGAGGGAGGCUGCAGACCAGUCAGCUGCAAAGAAUGGCUCCAGGGUACGGAGACAUCAGGCUGUCGUUGGAGAUGAUUCCUGACACGGUCAACCUUGAAGAACCUUUUGACAUUAUCUGUAAAAUCACCAACUGCAGCGAGAGAACGAUGGACCUGGUGCUGGAGAUGUGUAACACCCGGUCCAUCCACUGGUGUGGUGUGUCGGGGCGUCAGCUGGGGAAACUCAGCCCAGCUGCCUUCCUCUCUCUGCCCCUCACACUCCUCUCAUCUGUCCAGGGUCUGCAGAGUAUUUCUGGACUGAGACUCACGGACACAUUUCUAAAGAGGACGUACGAAUACGAUGACAUCGCACAAGUGUGUGUGGUCUGCCCGUAUACGAGCAAUGAGUGCUAGGAACUUUAUUUUGCAUUUUUUUUUUUUUUGCAUUUUAGCUAUGAAUGGACCAAAAGUUGAAUUCUGCACAGAACGCUGACAUUUCACUCUUUCUGCAACCUGAGGGGAUUACACUGUACAUUUUAAAUUGAAUUGUGAAUAAUAUAAAUCACUUUGUUUGAAAAUAAUGAUGUAAAUGUGCAUAAAUGUUAAUAAAAUC